Molecule: messenger RNA, 2021 nt
Organism: Daldinia loculata
Lineage: Eukaryota; Fungi; Ascomycota; Sordariomycetes; Xylariales; Hypoxylaceae
Product: NUDE protein
Exons: 2
Coding region: 139-1869 (576 amino acids)
Biological process (GO): cell migration; vesicle transport along microtubule; microtubule nucleation
Cellular component (GO): kinetochore; centrosome; kinesin complex
Molecular function (GO): microtubule binding
Source: RefSeq, a predicted model, not a curated record
AUAAUAAUAUAUCGCGUUAAAUCACGACAUAAGACUUUUUAAAUAUUCGUGAUACCCUAUUCACCGCCGAUGCGACAACACCUUUUCUAAUCGGGAUUGAUUUGCGCAUACCGCAGUCUACCGACGUAGCAAACAAACAUGGCCGAACCACCAUCAUCACCUCCGAACGAGACCGCCACUCCCGAAGAGUCCCUAGCCUGGUACAAGAGACAAUAUGAAUUAUUAGGCGACGAGCUAGCAGAGUUUCGUGAAUCCAGCCACGAGCUUGAGGCUGAACUCGAAAAGGAUUUGGAUGCGGCAGACAAGAGGCAGCGCGCACUACAGCAAAAAGCUGAAGGGCUGCAGUUCGAGGUUGAUGAGUGGAAAGAAAAAUGCAAGAAGGCAAAAGCCGAGGCCAAUGCGGCACAGAAUGCUUUGGAGAAGGAGAUUACGAAUCUCCGUGACACGAACCGUACCUUACAGUUGAAACUACGCGAUAUAGAGGUAGCCAAUGAUGAUUUCGAGCGCCAGGCGCGAAAUACGACGUCGUCUCUCGAAGACCUGGAGUCCAAGUACAACGUCGCUAUCGAAAGAACCGUCAUGAUGGAGGAAGAGAUCAAGAUAGGCGAGCAAGAACGAGAAACUCUACGAAUCGAAGCCCAGAGAUUGCGCGAAGAAUUAUCCGACCUUAAGGUCGAGGCCGAGAUCAUGCAGGACAAGAUCAAGAAGGCAGAAAAUCGCCACCUGUCUACUAUCUCUACGGACAUAUCUAUCCCCGAGUCGCCUACUUUCGAAGGCUCGCCUCGUUCCAUGGCAAGCUCUCCUCUCAUCACCACGCCCCCCGACGAUAUCAUCUUGCCUCCUACAGGUAAAGAUGCGCCUAUACUUAACGAGCCUCCGUCGCCACCCAUGUCUGAUGCAUCGGCGCCUCUACCCAGACCCUCUUCCAAGGCCAAGACACCUGGACCUUCAGCGCAGAAGAAAUCCCGUCUUCCAUCUGCGGAUCGCAGCAUUACGCCGAAGCCGAAGGGCACUAUUUCCGCCAACUUACGGGCUCCAGGCACGCGCUCCGCUACUACCGCGCGCACGCCGGCACCGACACGCACUACGAACCGCGCGGCCUCGCACAGAGUUCCGCCAUCGACAUCUCUUACCCAUAUCCGCUCCCUUACCGCCCAGAUGCAACGACUCGAGGCUCGCGUCCAAUCGGCGCGGUCUAAGUUGCCUGCUCCUCUUAACACACCUCCGCGCUCGUCUCCUAGAACAUCGCUUGUGGGAGUAAGCCAAGUACCAUCCACUGUUACGAUGCGUUCAAGGAAGCGUACCGUCGGUUCCACUACUUCCUCGGUAGCAGAUGAGACACCCACUACAGGCAGGCACAUAUCUAGGCUUAGUACCUCAGGCGUAUCAAGAUUAUCCUUUGGGCAGUUGGCCAACCGACCCAGUACCUACGACCCUGAUAGCUCUGCUGUUAGCAUCUCGCGACCUAGUAGUCGGGCGAGUGUUACGAGCUAUCCAAGACCCGCUAGCCGUACUGAGAUUGCUCGUCCAAUGUCUCGUGCUAGUUUCUCGAGUGCAAGGACACCUUUGGGAGUGAGACCUAGAAGUUCUCUUACUGGUAGCUUGCAUGGCCACUCUCAAAGCGUAAGCCGUGUCGACCUUGAAGAUUUCGAUGAGCGGUUCGAGGAUCGCACCCCAAGUCGUCGAGGAACUUACAGCAAGUUUGACGCUGACGGUUCCACUAGUGGCAUCCCAACUCCCAGUGCGAUUCCGAUGCCUAGGCGGCAGAGCGGCGGGAUGCAUUCGGCUCGUAGAAUUAGUGGUGGCGCGUCGAACGAGCCCGCCACUGGGAGGCCCAGGAAAUUAAGCGACCUUGGAGAGACUUACUAGUCCAGCCCCCUCCCCUCCCCUCCCCCUUUAUAACAUCUUCCUUUUACUCUUCUCUUGUAUCUGUUUGAAGUGCCGCGCAUAUCGCACUGUCGAACGUGGUGUGGGGGCCACUAGCAUUAUACCUUCGUCGCGGCGUUGUGCCGAGACGUCAC